CUGACUCGGCGAGAAGUCGCCGUCUUUGCUGUCAGUCGGCCCAGCGGGGUGGCAGAGUGCGGCGGGCGCGUCGCAGAUCAUGAGAGAAACGACCCAGAAUCACUAGUCUGCAGCGACGCAGGGGGAGGGGAGUGGGGGGUCCUGAGUCAACAUGGAGAGGUUCAAACGAUCUUUUUGACUUGAAGGCUCCAAAGAUGAGCAGCCAGCCGGAGCAUUGCAUCACUGGAUGACAUUUUACACUUCUGCAUACCUCAACUACUUUGAGUCCAACAUGAGCGGCGGGCGGGGGCGUCUUGGUCCGGACAUGGAGGACGUCGCUGUUUGAAGCAAACAGGUGAAAAAGAGUGGGGCUCGCGUUACUUUGUUGUUUAUUAAAGCUGGCAGCCGGAAGCUUCCGUCCCCGCGUCCGCCCCGGAAAGCCAUGAUGGAUCGCCUGUCGCGACGUUCCCGCUCCCUGCUCUCUCUGACCCUGACCUCUCUGGCCCUGGCUCUGUCCAUCCUGGCGCUGUGCACCUCCUACUGGUGUGAGGGCACGCACAAGGUGGUCAAGCCCCUCUGCCUGUCGCCCGUCAAGAUGAAAAACUGCGGGCAGAACAACAGCGAGCCUUACACCACAGAGAGCCCCACCCAGAACCCUUUCAACCGCACCUUGUCCCCGGCCAGACGUGACGAGCUGGCCAAGAUCCGCCAGAGGCAGAUGUCCAACGCCGUGCACUACAUCUGGGAGACGGGCGAGGACAAGUUUGCCUUCAGAUACUUCCACACCGGCUUUUGGGAGAGCUGUGAGAAGCACAGUGAUGGGGAGAAAUGCAGGAGUUUUAUCGAGUUAACUCCAGGAGAGACGCAGGGUGUGCUGUGGCUGUCGGUCAUCUCAGAGUUCACCUACAUCGGCCUGCUGGCCACGGGCUUCCUGCUCAUGUGUCUGCAAGUAGUGUGUGCACACAAAGAGAUGAACUCCCUCAAAAUCAGUGCCUACGCUGCCAUGUGCACCGUGCUCUCUGGUCUCCUGGGCAUGGUGGCCCACAUGAUGUACACCACCGUGUUCCAGAUGACCGUCAUCGUUGGCCCCAAAGACUGGAGACCUCAGUCCUGGGACUACGGCUGGUCCUUUGCACUGGCGUGGCUGUCCUUCAGCUGCUGUAUGGGCGCCGCCGUGGUCACGCUCAACUCCUACACCAAGACCAUCAUCGAGCUGCGCCGCAAGCAGAGGCUGCGCCUGGAGGAGGCCAGGGCCGCCACGCGCGCCCCCUGCUACGAAGAGGCCGUCUCGGGGCGGGACGGCGGAUUCUACUCCGUCAGCGGCCUGCUGCACUGUCCCGACGGCGUGGUGGACGUGGCGUGGGCGCCCGACCGCGGCAUUGUGGGCAGGGCCAACGGCGACGUGCCCACGCUGGUUUUAGUCGGCGGCUGCGGGCCCGAAGGAUGCGAGGACUGCGAGAGAGAGAUGGACCAGAUGGACAAGAUGGACUCUCCUUGCUGACAAGUACAGUACAUGGACUUAUUCCACUUAAUAUCACUGUCAUGCAGGACUUAUUCCACUUAAUAUCACUGUCAUGCAGCAAUUUUUCCACUUAAUAUCACUGUCAUGCAGCAAUUAUUGCACUUGAUAUCACUGUCAUGCAGCAAUUAUUCCACUUAAUAUCACUGUCAUGCAGGACUUAUUCCACUUAAUAUCACUGUCAUGCAGCAAUUAUUCCACUUAAUAUGCAGCAAUUAUUGCACUUGAUAUCACUGUCAUGCAGCAAUUAUUCCACCUAAUAUCACCGCCAUGCAGGACUUAUUCCACCCAAUAUCACUGUCACGCAGGACUUAUUCCACUCAAUAUCACUGUCAUGCAGUACUUAUUCCACUGAAUAUCACUGUCAUGAAGGACUUAUUCCACCUAAUAUCACUGUCAUGCAGGAAUUUAUUCCACUGAAUAUCACUGUCAUGCAGGAUUUAUUCCACUUGAUAUCACUGUCAUGCAGGACUUAUUCCACUGAAUACCACUGUUAUUAAGGACUUAUUCCAUCCAACAUCACUGUCUUGCAGGACUUAUUCCACUUAAUAUCACCGCCAUGAAGGACUUAUUCACUUGAUAACGCUGUCAUGCAGGAAUUAUUCCACUUAAUAGCACUGUCAUGCAGGACUUAUUCCACUUAACACCUGCAUGUAUGACUUGUUCCACUUGAUAUCAUUGUCAUGCAGGAUUUAUUCCACUUGAUAUCACUGUCAUGCUGGACUUAUUCCACUUGAUAACACUGUCAUGCUGGACUUAUUCCACUUGAUAACACUGUCAUGCAGGACUUAUUCCACUUGAUAUCAUUGUCAUGCAGGAUUUAUUCCACUUGAUAACACUGUCAUGCUGGACUUAUUCCACUUGAUAACACUGUCAUGCUGGACUUAUUCCACUUGAUAACACUGUCAUGCAGGACUUAUUCCACUUGAUAUCAUUGUCAUGCAGAGCUUAUUCCACUUAAUCAGACUGUCAUGCAGGACUUAUUCCACUUAAUGUCACUGUUAUGCAGGACUUAUUCCACUGAAUAUCACUGUCAUGCAGGACUUGUAACUUCUCAGUGCCUCAUGUGUAAAUGUUAGAUUCACCUGCUAUAAUGCAAUCACAACAGUUAAUACCUCUACACUCUCAAUUAUUACUCAUCCUAGAAUCAUUAUUAUGUUCAAUUAUUACGAUCAGGACUACUGUGAUUAUUAUUAUUUAAUUUAAUUAUUACUAUCAGGACUACUGUGAUUAUUAUUGUUAUUGAUAUAUUAAAUUAUUACUAUCAAGACAACUGUGA
Nerophis ophidion (straightnose pipefish) is the source of this 2777-nucleotide messenger RNA. Its product is annotated as germ cell-specific gene 1-like protein. Gene Ontology annotation, cellular component: plasma membrane. The transcript has 7 exons. Lineage: Eukaryota; Metazoa; Chordata; Actinopteri; Syngnathiformes; Syngnathidae. The record is from RefSeq and is a predicted model, not a curated record. Bases 422 to 1480 code for a protein of 352 amino acids.